AUCGAUGUAUUAUAUUAUUUGUAUUAUUCUUGAAUUAAUCCUUUUAUUGUCUUCGAGUUUGGAGACUCAUGACAGAUAAUUUGCAUACUUCACUUAGCGAUAUUCAAUUUUAAUUAAUGACAUUUAUUCAAUAUAAAAUUUGUCUAUUGGUCUCUGAAAGUGUUGAAAUAAUUAGAAUAAGAUGGGUAUAAAGCAGAGCAGAUAUGAAAGUAGUUCUAUUCAAAAUUAUUAUAAAUUAUCAUACGAGGAAUAUUGGUUAAUUAAACAAUUAUGGAAAGAUAUUGAAAAUAAGCCUCAAUAUUAUGGAAAUUUAUUUUUUACAAGUUUUCUUAGAACCCAUCCACAGUAUAUAAAGUAUUAUACCUUGAAUCCACAUGUUCCUCUUGGCGUGGACAUUCGGCUUUGCGCGAAAUUCACACUGAUUAUGGAGGCUAUAGGAUACCUUAUAUUAGAUGUUUACAAAAACCGAAAGCAAUUGGAUCGUUUGGUUGGUUAUGUCGCUAUGAUUCACAAAGAUAUGCGCUUAAAUAAAGAAGAUAUGAGAGUAUGUCAUUAUGAAUUUCGAGACAAGUUUUUUGCAAUACUUGGAACAAACAUUUCCAAUGUAUAUGACUGGAAAAUGUCAAAAAGCAAUGAAAAUGUAUUUCAAUAGUAUUGUAAAUGGAAUUGUAAAUAAGAUGGAGAAGUUUCGUUAUUAUGAUAUGGCCGACGCGGAAAUAAGGCCGAAAUCGGUAAGAUCUGCAAAUAUUUCUUGGAAAUAAGCUUUUGGCUUAACAUCUCUAUAUGCAAAUCAUAUAACCACCUAUCAUUUUAUUUCUAUAUUAUCGCUCAAUUUAAUUGGCAAUCAAUUUACUUCGAUAGUGUAGUCUUUCGGUCGUUGUACGUUGUGUGUCGGCAAUUUGAUAUUCGGUCAGACCAUAACAUACUGGAAAGACAGAAAAAAAGAUUGGGAUAUGCUAUUGAAUAUGUGGAAUAUUGAAAAUUCGACCUUAGAGCAAUGGUUGAUUCCAUCGAAUAACCGGGACAACGCGAUGACAUACACAUCGAUGACCAAAGACAAGACGAUCGAAUUACCUCAAUUGAAAGUAGUACGUGAUGACAAACACGAGAAAGAUUCUAUUAAAUUAGUUACAUCUUCCUCCGUUGAAAAAGUGAGAGUAUCUCUUUUUAAUAGUCGCUUUAUAUAUUAGAAUCGUCCAACCCGUUUCUAAAUUACUAUUCAUGAAAAAUAUCAUCUUUUAUAAUUGUUAAGUUAAACGGUCGAUCAACAAUCAUUUCUU
Molecule: messenger RNA, 1280 nt
Organism: Vespa mandarinia (Asian giant hornet)
Lineage: Eukaryota; Metazoa; Arthropoda; Insecta; Hymenoptera; Vespidae
Molecular function (GO): oxygen binding; heme binding
Source: RefSeq, a predicted model, not a curated record